AUGGAGAACGUUAAAGCUAAAUCAUCUUUCAGGCUUCUGGCUGUUGCAGUUGCGCUCUCUUACAUACCACAAUAUAUCCGCAUCAAGACUCGUCAAAGCACCCGAGGAAUUUCGCCCUUCUUCGUCUUGUUCCGGUCCAUGAGUGCCACAAGUGUUCUGGCAAUGUUUUUACCGCAAGCAGCUUCACGCGAGUUGUUGCAUAUUUGUCAGAUCCAUGACAAGGGGGUGACCUCUGCCGGCCGGUGUCUACUGCAGAUGACUGACCACUGGCAGUUGGUCGCUGACUGGAUCGGGGCUCAGGGUUUUCUUUUCAUAUACCUCUAUUACCAGUAUUACGGCAACUCUUCCCACUCCAGUACUCAAUCUCCAAAUCUAACCCAGGAAGAGGUGGGAGAUAGAGGAGAGGAGGAGGCAGAGGAGGAGGAGGGAGAGGAGGAGGGAGAGGAGGAGGGAGAGGAGGAGGGAGAGGAGGAAGGAGAGGAAGGAGAGGAAGAAGAAUAUAUUCCUCAACCAUCCCGGACUCUCAUAUCCAAAGUAACCGCAAUCAGUAUCGGGUUGUAUUUGGUCUUGUUACCCUCCACGGUCUUCUCCAUUGACACUCGGAUACCAGAUGUCGAUUUCACCAUCACUAUCGCUUCUGUCUAUUGGCUAUUGGGAAUGACUAUUCUCUCGGCCAUCCUUUCUCCUAUCUGUUACAUGCCCCAGUUGUACCCCUGCAUGAAAAGUCUUUUCCGAGGAAAUGCAGGAGCAGGAGAGGGAGUAAAAGAAGAAGAAGAAGAAGAACGCCCGCAUUCCCUCAGUCCGUGGACGACGGGGAUACAGAGCAUUGUGUACAUUCUACUGCUCGUGGCUCACAUUGUUCGGUACUGGGAUGUUAAUGAUUAUGGAGAUUUCGGAGAUGGACCUGACUUGAACUAUGUACUUGCGAUGUAUUCUCUGCUUUUUUGUGUCUGGAUCCAUCUUGUCAUCGUGGCAUUGCAGCAGGGGUUGUUGCUGAGCUUAUGGAGCUAUUUUUAUUAUCGUGAUUCUUAUCGUUCUGCAACCCGGAAGAGAACCGAUAAUAAUCAACGUACAACACUGGUGUCUGGAGCUGGACCCGAUGAUAGUGGCGAAGGUGAUGGCGACGGGGAUAUUGCUGACGAACGGACACCUCUACUGUCCUGA
Paracoccidioides brasiliensis Pb18 is the source of this 1164-nucleotide messenger RNA. RefSeq lists its product as uncharacterized. The record is from RefSeq and is a predicted model, not a curated record. The transcript has 2 exons. Bases 1 to 1164 code for a protein of 387 amino acids.